Cetraspora pellucida is the source of this 204-nucleotide messenger RNA. Lineage: Eukaryota; Fungi; Glomeromycota; Glomeromycetes; Diversisporales; Gigasporaceae. The record is from the annotation of a GenBank genome assembly.
AUGGAAUUAAAACUAUGUAGUAGAAAUUUUAUCAAAUAUCAUCGUGUCCUCGUUGAAAAACCAAAUGAAUUUAUGAACGGAUUAAUUCUUAUAAAAGUUCAACUAUCUAAGGAAAAUUUUGCUAGUAUCGAUAUGUAUCAGAUUCAUAUUAGAAAUUAUGAUUUUUAUAAUACUAUAGAUGUCCUUACUGUUGACCAUGACUAG